Molecule: messenger RNA, 947 nt
Organism: Synchiropus splendidus (mandarinfish)
Lineage: Eukaryota; Metazoa; Chordata; Actinopteri; Syngnathiformes; Callionymidae
Product: calcium-binding protein 2-like
Exons: 7
Coding region: 108-776 (222 amino acids)
Molecular function (GO): calcium ion binding
Source: RefSeq, a predicted model, not a curated record
ACGGCGCCGCAGGACGUGACUGUCGCUCUUCUCUGAGGACGACCAGCAGGUGAUUGUUCACCUCCAGAUCUGCACCCGACCGCCUCUGCCUCUAUUCCAGCAGCAGCAUGUCCAAAACCGGGGAAAGGAACCUGUCCACCACAUCUGCUGAGUCAGCAGCUUCCGAAGGAAAUGAGGGCUCGUCCAGCUCGGCUCAGCCUUCUCCCUCUGGCUCUGUGUCAGAAGCACCAAAGAAGUCCAAGAAGAAGUCCAAGAAGACGUCGGACAACCGCACCAAAAUUUACUUGUCAGUCCUGAACAACGUUUUUGGAGCGGAGCGUGAAUUGGCCCAAGCAGAGUUAGACGAAUUGCAGGAGGCAUUUAAAGAGUUUGACUACGACCAGGACGGAUACCUGAACUACAAGGACGUGGCCGAAUGCAUGAGGACCAUGGGCUACAUGCCCACGGAGAUGGAGCUGCUGGAGAUCGUGCAACAGAUCAAGAUGAGAAUGGGUGGGCUGAUGGACUUUGAGGACUUCACCGAACUGAUGGGACCGAGGAUGAUGGGAGAGACGGCCAACAUGUUGGGACUGAAAGAACUGCAGUCUGCAUUUUUACAGUUUGACCUGGAUGGAGACGGGAUGAUCAACCAGGAUGAGAUGAAGGAGGCAGUCAAGUCUCUGCUGGGAGAGAAGCUGAAGAAAGGAGAGCUGGAGGAGAUCCUGAAGGAGCUGGACAUCAACGCUGAUGGGGGCAUCGACUUUGAAGAAUUUGUGAUGAUGCUCUCUAUCCGCUGACGCUCAACUCCACUGCACCACCGUGCCGCUGCAGUCCACUGACUAUUGCCAGGAAGAAAAUGUAAAUGAUACGAGAGCUGCAUGUUGACUUUUCAGUCACUUGAUGGCGUCUGUCUGCGUGUUGACUGUGAAAGAAUGUAUUUUGCUAUUUUAAUAAAGAAACUGUACUAA